This is a messenger RNA of Morchella importuna, 840 nucleotides long. RefSeq lists its product as uncharacterized. The record is from RefSeq and is a predicted model, not a curated record. The transcript has 3 exons. The coding region runs from base 1 to 840 and encodes 279 amino acids. Gene Ontology annotation, biological process: tRNA 5'-leader removal; rRNA processing. Gene Ontology annotation, cellular component: ribonuclease MRP complex; ribonuclease P complex. Gene Ontology annotation, molecular function: ribonuclease P RNA binding. Lineage: Eukaryota; Fungi; Ascomycota; Pezizomycetes; Pezizales; Morchellaceae.
AUGCCAUCGUGGAAACCCUACGAACCCAUCGCCCAUCACCAACACCUCCACCACCACCAGCGCCAUGUCCGCCCCCGCCACCCCAACAGCCCUCUCCCUCCUCACCCUCGCCCACCCCCCGCCACCGCCGCCAGCAUCCACGCCACCAAGCUCCACCGCAAGCCCCUCUACCUACACCCCACCUCCACCACCACCUCCACCACCACCGACGCCCGCACCGCCCGCCAACUCGCCCGCGCCCCCUCACACCCCAGCACCCACCGCAAACCGCGCCCCCUCACCGCACGUGAGAAGCGCGCCCUGCGAAUCCACCACAUCCCCAAGUCCGCGUCCUACGCCACGUUUGCGCCGCUGCAUGACUUGUGGGUGGGGUACAUGCGCGAGGUGCUGGGCGCCCACUGCGCGGGCCUCGGGCAGGCGCAGAUUGGCGCGAAGCUGGCGAGCGCGGACUAUCAUGGGGCGGUGCUGGAGGUUGUGAGGAGUCGGUGUGUGAGCCGGGUGGGCGUGAAGGGGGUUUGUGUGAAGGAGACGAGGGGGAUGUUUUAUUUGGUGGGUAGGGAGGGGGGGGUUAAAGAGGUACCGAAAGAGCAUACGGUGUUCCGGUUUGAAUUACCGCUGCUGGAGGAGAACGAUGCGCCGGCGGAGACGGAGACGGAGACUACGGCGGCCCCGGGCCCGAGCACAGAAACUACGGCUAUGGACGUGGACACUACGGCGGCGGCACCGGCACCGGCAAAGCCCAGGUGUAUGGUAUUCGAGCUGCACGGGCAGCAGUUCAUGUACCGCUCUGCCGACCGGGUGGGCAAGAAGUUUAAGAAUCACGCGUUGGUGGAUCUAUAG